Molecule: messenger RNA, 1116 nt
Organism: Parnassius mnemosyne (clouded apollo)
Lineage: Eukaryota; Metazoa; Arthropoda; Insecta; Lepidoptera; Papilionidae
Source: the annotation of a GenBank genome assembly
AUGAUUGAAUCUAUAAAACCGGGUUUUGUUCAAUUAAGUGAACUUGGAAGUACUAGUGCUGGUGGUAAAGUACUAUUUGCCACUGAUGAUUUUUUCGCUGCUUGUGAGAACAUGAUAUCUGAUACCGAUCCCAUCUUUAUUGCUGACAAAUAUACAGAAUUUGGAAAAUGGAUGGAUGGCUGGGAGACUAGAAGGAAACGCGUUGCGGGUCAUGAUUGGUGUAUAUUAAAACUUGCAACAAAAUGUGUCAUCAGAGGUUUUCUAGUUGACACAGCGUUCUUCACUGGAAAUUACGCGCCUAAAUAUUCCAUACAAGCAGCUUGUUUAUCUUCUGAAGAUGAAGUAUCAAUGCCAGAAAGAAUUGAAUGUAUUGGAUCUGCCUGCAGUGAAUGUGAUUUGAAACAAAUUAAAAAACUAAAAUCAGAUAAAUGGGAAGAAAUAGUACCAAUCACUGCACUACAGCCCGGAUACGAAGAAACUCGACACAACUUCCAAAAGGUAUUAAGUGAUGAAGCUUGGACUCAUAUACGUGUUAAUAUUUUUCCUGAUGGAGGAAUAGCAAGGUUAAGGGUUUUUGGUGAAGCUAAACCAGAAACACCAGCUUACAAUGAAAUAGUAGACUUAGUGUCUGUGGUAAACGGCGGUUAUUGCGUGGGAUUCUCAAAUGCACAUUACGGACAUCCCAGUAAUAUGAUUAAGCCAGGAAAAAGUAAAAUAAUGGCAGACGGAUGGGAGACGGCCAGAAGAUUAGACAGGCCUACUGUUAUUGAAGUUAACGCUGAUGGUACUUUAAACGUUCAAGGUGAGGAGUGGGCUGUAUUUAAGCUGGGAUUCAUUGGUAGAAUAAAAAAGGUCUGCAUCGACACAACUCAAUUCAAAGGAAAUUUUCCCGAUACUGUUAAAAUAGAAGGUGUUUACUUGGGAAACGCUAGCUGGCCAGAAUCGAAAGAUGCCCUUUGGCGUUUAAUAAUAAAACCAAGCAAGCUAACAGCAAACAAAGAGCAUUGGUACAGCUGCGAUUCAGAUGUCACGUCUCAUAUAAAAGUGACAAUGGCUCCUGAUGGUGGGAUAAGUAGAAUUAGAAUAUUUGGAGUAGUAGAUUCAAUAAUAAAUUAA